AUGAAUCGAGCGCAAGAAGCCAACGCGCCCGCGAAAAAUCUCCAGAAAAAAUGGAAUCAUACAACAAGUACUAAUAACGCACCAAGACCAAAUACCUGUCCCAUUCGAGUAUUCGCAAAGGAUCUAUUGGUGCACUCGCGGUGGUUCUCCGACGUCAAGGUCCAAGGGCAGUAUUGCAACUACUCGGCGCGACUAACGGCCACUGUUUGUCGCGUAUUGGGCAACCACUACGAAAUUGUGCUUCGGAACCAGAACUAUACACACUCACAUUCCAACAGCGAAACCCAAGCUUCGAGUUACUUGACAACAGCUACGCUGCCGCUCGACAAUCAAGGUCUUGAGGAUGUGAAGACAUUGGCUGAUGCACGUGUUUCUUCGACUCACAUCACCAAUUUCCUGAACGACCGCAUUGGUUAG
Phytophthora nicotianae INRA-310 is the source of this 417-nucleotide messenger RNA. RefSeq lists its product as hypothetical. The coding region runs from base 1 to 417 and encodes 138 amino acids. The record is from RefSeq and is a predicted model, not a curated record. Lineage: Eukaryota; Oomycota; Peronosporomycetes; Peronosporales; Peronosporaceae. The transcript is spliced from 4 exons.